Messenger RNA from Solanum verrucosum, 567 nucleotides. RefSeq names its product remorin-like. The record is from RefSeq and is a predicted model, not a curated record. The coding region runs from base 1 to 567 and encodes 188 amino acids. Lineage: Eukaryota; Viridiplantae; Streptophyta; Magnoliopsida; Solanales; Solanaceae. The transcript is spliced from 5 exons.
AUGGAAGCAGAAGUGCCACCGCAAAUAAAGCAAGAACCACCACUUGCAUCCAUAGCUACUCCAAACGACGUCGUUACUCCCACACCACCACCUCCUCAUCAUACUACUACUACUACUCUACCUCAUGAACCUCUCACACAUCAAGAUACCGAUGUUUCAUCAAAGAAGGGUUCAAAAGGAUCUCUUGACAGAGAUAUUGCUCUUUCACAGCUUGAAAAUGAGAAAAGAUCAUCUUUCAUCAAGGCAUGGGAAGAAAGCAAAAAAAGCAAAGUGAACAACAAGGCACAAAAGAAGCUCUCUGCAGUUGCAACAUGGGAGAAAACUCAUACAGCAAAGCUUGAAGCUAAACUGAAGCAACUUGAGGAUCAACUAGAGCAUAAGAAAGCAGAAUAUGCAGAGAAGAUAAAAAAUGAAGUAGCGUUAAUUCGUCAGGAGGCAGAUGAGAAGAGAGCUGUGGUUGAAGCGAGACGAGGGGAAGAAUUUCUGAAAGCAGAGGAGACAGCAGCCAGGUAUCGCGCUACGGGGCAAACCCCUAAGAAGCAGCUUCUUGGAUGCUGUGGAUGUUAA